This is a messenger RNA of Cladophialophora immunda, 2470 nucleotides long. RefSeq lists its product as uncharacterized. Lineage: Eukaryota; Fungi; Ascomycota; Eurotiomycetes; Chaetothyriales; Herpotrichiellaceae. The record is from RefSeq and is a predicted model, not a curated record. The transcript has 2 exons. The coding region runs from base 1193 to 1522 and encodes 109 amino acids.
GUAGAAGUUGGCCUACAUGUGCUGGUUCCAUCGAUCUGCCUCCGUGCAGGCACUAUUGGCAAUAGCGACGACGCCUGCGUCAUGGCCUCAUUUUAGGUUGCUAUGCCAUGUUCGCCCGCCCAGCGAGCCAGCUUGUUGCUAUCUGUCCUCCCUCCCCUCCAACAUCCCUUCACACCCAACCACCUUUGAACAUGCGAACCAACGAACUUUGGGGGUCGAGGCUGCCUUCUUCGUUUUCCGCCUCUAAGCAGCAGGAGGAUGCGCUGUGAUCUACAUCGUCCAUGCCUCACUCUUUGCCUAUCCUCUGAAAAGUCAUCUCGAGACUGACGUAUGGACUACUGUUUCAUUCUCUGAACUCCCCUUCUACCCUUGAACUCUUGCGGUGGUUGAUCGAGAUGAUCCAAAGCACGACGCAGGACAGCCUCUUUGACGUUACACUGGUUCAACGGAUUCGGGUGUAGACAGUGAUACUUUGCAGUGGUGAACACUGGACGGGCUGCUGACCAAAUCUCAACGCUUCCUUAUACGUCUAGCUCUUCUCUCCUCCGAAGAAACCCGUUCCCCUGACUGCAUCCUACGUCGUUACAAUCCAUCACGGAGACUACGCCGCCGUCGCUGCCAUUGAGAUCCUGCUUGCACAAAAGAGGUGGAAUAACUUGAUAAGGCGUCGAAGGAAGGCCGUGCUACGUCGGAAAGAGAAGGAUACACACACACACCUCACAGAAUACAAUCAUAUCUCCAAAGGCUAGGAAGGAUCCAAUAUCAAGCUUGACACGUUGGACAGGCUCAUCAGCUUCAAAGACACCGGCCUCUCGUGUCGACUGCUCAAAGCUUCCAGCAGUGACUCGCCUGCCUCCUUUCUCAACCGAUGAUGGUUGUCCAUGAAGUGACAGCAAAGGUAACACGGUCACACUGCAUGCGUUUGGAGCCUUUCUUGUACUCUACACUUGAUGGACAAAACCUCGGCUCUGUCCUCUGCAAGGUCAUCGCCGUAUAACAAUCGCGAGCAACCUCCAGCACACUCCCUUCGGAGCGAUUCCUGCGAGUCCUGCACCUCACUUUUGUGCCUUCUGCCUGCGGAAUCUCCCCCCAAAACUCAUGAAGCAGCUUCAUACUUACUCAUCUUCAUUCCACGUGCAUCUUGGACCGAUAAAAAGCAUGCUCUUUGUCUCAUUGGUUCGGCUGUUGGUUGAUGGGUCGCUGCGCCGUCAUGCAGAAGCGAGAGAGCAUUUCGCCACCCUUAGGCAACUGCGAGGUCGCUUUGCCUUCACGCCACGGAUCUCAUGUCUUGCCACAUGGAUUUUCCGUCGUGAGUGCUUGCACGUUGUCAUUGAGUGAUGAGGGAGAUUCAAAUAGCGCUUCCGCCGGCCGGAUCUGUUUCUUCCUCUGUGCAACAGCUCCGAGCAAAUGGCGGCUUAGAUGGAUGACCAGGCUCUUCAUGCCAAUGAGGUGUGUCUUCAAGCACCUCGUAUCAGCCAUGUCUUUGCCACUUUCGCUCCAGGUCCAAUCACUCGAUACUUAGAAGGAAGGUCGUUCCAUGAGCCCACGUUGCUCUCUACGAGGCCUCGCAAGAAAGAGUCACGGAACGGACGAAGACGGAAGUACAGUGGAGAACAAAAUGUCGGCCCAUGCCGGUAAUAGCAUGUCGCCUGAGACUUCUUGCGAUGAAUUAUUGCAACCCCACAGCCUUUUUCCCAGAUGCCUUGGUCAGACAUCGUCAUGGCCGUGGCUGGAGUGGUCUCCUCGCGUCCUGCGGACGCUUUGGCUUGCGCACUCGACUCUGCGACAGCUUGCUGGUAUUAGGUAUCUAGGAACUGUCUGAUUCUCGAAAAGCCUCAGGCGUGUUGCGAAACAAAGCGAGGACGUCGUCUAAAAAAGCAGCACUUUCCGUUUCAGGCCACGUCUCCUGCUGACCCUCUUCCCCCAAUUCGAGCUAUGGUUUCGAUGGACGGCCCUUGCAUGCCUUGGGUCAUGAUUGCUUCCGCAACUGAGUGCGGGUGGCCCUCAACCUGAUUAUAUGCAGCUGGAAGGCAACCUGUUGGCUGUGCAUGUCCUCUUUCGACCAAGUUGACCAUUGCACCGGCCAUCGGUAACCGAUUGAGGCCAGCAUCCGAAGCAGAACGUUGUGCUAGGGGAAAUGAAUGGCCUCGUAUUGGUGGUCUCGUCGCGCAUCGUUCAAGAGAUGAACCACUACGGGGAUCUCCAGACACCAGUGCAGACAUAUCGCCAAUGGGAUGCAUGUGUCUCAAGUCGAUGGAAUAUCAGCCUCAUGUAGACGUGGACGUACUCUUUUGCGAGUCCAAGAGCUUUCAGGUGAGCAUGUUCUUGGUGUGUUUCAUCAUGUGCCUGUACCAAGUAUGUUCUCCCCUAAGCCGGUCAGCCUCAGCCUCACCGGUUGUCACCAUGCAGCUUAGAUCUUCUUCGGGCCCGCUCGCACGAAUCAUUUGUCAACCUCAUCCGCAUCAGCCAG